GGUGGAGCACAUGGGUGAGUGAAUGAGUUCAUUCUGGCUUACAUUCUUACAUACUCCUUCUUACUUAUUACUUUCAUACUUACUUACUAGGCUACCACAACUUGUUGACCUUCCCAGCGCCGAAUGAUUAGAUAAGAUCAAGAAAAUGGUCAUCCCCUACUUUGGACCCCCUACGUUGGCUGAGCACAACGCUCAGAAAACAUGGGCGGACACUGCCUUUCUGAUAGCGACAAGAGCAGAGGGACGCAGUCUAAUCUCGCCGAAGAAUAGUAGCAAGGUCGAGGAAAAGAAAUUAUGGCUUACCCUAUUAAUGGUCCAUAUUCAGAUAAACGAGUUGAUAUUUUCAAAAAACACCAUACUACAUGCAAACAAAAGAAGACUGAGAUGAUGAAGUAAUAACCAAAGAUAGAACGAAGAAUAAUCCCUCUCCCCCAUGCACACAGGUAGCCCCUAUACCUCACGAAUAGGUACAUCGAUCAAUCAAUCAAUCAAUCAAUCAUCUUGGAGUUAUAGUCGGCUCUAUAUCAAGGGGACAGGAACAGCUCCAAGAAGAUGUUGAGUAUCAAUUUACUUAUCAUGCAUUUUUUGGGUGACCUCUAAAGAAGUCUGGCCUUCUUGAACAUCAGGAACAAAAUGUUGAGGCGAACGCUACUCGUAAUUCUGCGGCGAAUUUGCGACGUCAGCAACGGAUU
This is a messenger RNA of Amoebophrya sp. A25, 692 nucleotides long. The record is from the annotation of a GenBank genome assembly. Lineage: Eukaryota; Dinophyceae; Syndiniales; Amoebophryaceae.